AUGCCUGGAAUCAGCAUCCACAGCAAUAAUUCCGCGUUCUUCGUAACUAAUGGCACUCUUCGGGUCCCGGAUGUGACGUCAACGUUCCUCCGGUUCUUCCGUCUAUUGACGGAACUCUGGGCUCCCGGAUUUGGUGGUUGUGUACGUGGAAGAAGCCAGCUCAUGCGCAGCCGGUCGGCCUGGCCCUCGGUCUUCCCACUUGGUGCUGUCGCCGCGGCCGCCGGCUCAGGAGGGGAGAUGAGUUGGUUCAACGCCUCCCAGCUCUCCAGCUUCGCGAAGCAGGCCCUGUCCCAGGCCCAGAAGUCCAUCGACAGGGUCCUGGAUAUCCAGGAAGAAGAGCCGAGCGCCUGGGCCGAGACCAUUCCGUACGGAGACCCGGGAAUAAGUACCCCUGUCAGUGGAGGAUGGGAUUCUUCCACCUGGGGGUUAAAGUCAAACACUGAACCUCAGAGUCAGCCAGUUGCCUCUCCUAAAGCAAUUACAAAGCCAGUUCGGAGAACUGUGGUAGAUGAAUCUGAAAAUUUCUUCAGUGCCUUUCUCUCUCCAACGGAUGUCCAGACCAUUCAGAAGAGUCCAGUGGUAUCAAAACCACCAGCUAAAUCACAACGACCAGAAGAAGAAGUGAAAAGCGCUUUACAGGAAUCCUUGCACACUGGACAGUCAAGAACACCUGAAACAACUGAGUCAAAAGUAAAAGACUCUACUCCAUGUGUAUCAGGAGAAACUCGCGCUGUAGAUACUCUGUCACCUAAAACUGAGGGCAAGCAUGAAGAAACUGUUAAUAAAGAACCUCAUAUGAAGGUGUCAACUGUACAUUUGAAAGUGUCUGAAAAUGUAAUUAAUGUGAAAACAACUAGAGAAAACAUAUCUAAUAUGUCUACGGCAGACACAAAGGACGUGGCUUUGGAACCUAAGGAACAAAAACAUGAAGACCGACAGAGUAAUACACCUUCUCCUCCUGUUAGUACCUUCUCGUCUGGUACUUCUACCACCAGUGACAUUGAAGUUUUAGAUCAUGAAAGUGUAAUAAGUGAGAGCUCAGCAAGUUCGAGACAAGAGACUACAGAUUCCAAAUCAAGUCUUCACUUGAUGCAGACAUCUUUCCAGCUUCUCUCAGCAUCUGCUUGUCCUGAGUAUAAUCGUUUAGAUGAUUUCCAAAAACUCACCGAGAGCUGCUGCUCUUCUGAUGCUUUUGAAAGAAUAGACUCAUUUAGUGUACAGUCAUUGGAUAGCCGUAGUGUAAGUGAAAUCAAUUCAGAUGAUGAACUGUCAGGCAAGGGAUAUGCUUUAGUACCUAUUAUAGUUAAUCCUUCAACUCCAAAAACUAAAAUAAAUGAAUCUGUUGAAGGAAAAUCUGAGGAAGAAGUGAAUGAAACAUUAAUUGUACCCACAGAGGAAACGGAACUAGAAGAAAGUGGACGAAGUGCGACACCUGUUAAUUGUGACCAGCCUGAUAUUUUGGUUUCUGUUACACCAAUAAAUGAAGGACAUACUGUCUUAGACAAGGUGGCUGAGCAGUGCGAAGCUGCUGAAAGUAAGCCAGAAGCACAUUCUGAGAAGGAAGAUGUUUGCAAGAGACUUGAAUUUCUGAAUGAGAAACUGGAUAAAAGGGAGGCUCAGUUAUUAUCUCUUAGUAAAGAAAAAGCACUUCUAGAAGAAGCCUAUGAUAAUCUGAAAGAUGAAAUGUUUAGAGUGAAAGAAGAAAGCAGCAGCAUUUCUUCUUUGAAAGAUGAAUUUACUCAAAGAAUUGCAGAAGCAGAAAAGAAAGUUCAGCUAGCCUGCAAAGAGAGAGAUGCUGCUAAAAAGGAAAUUAAAAGUAUAAAGGAAGAACUUGCUACUAGAUUAAAUAGUAGUGAGACUUCAGACCUUUUGAAAGAGAAAGAAGAGCAGAUCCGAGGGUUAAUGGAAGAAGGAGAAAAACUUUCAAAACAGCAGCUGCAUAAUUCUAACAUUAUUAAGAAAUUAAGAGCUAAAGACAAAGAAAAUGAAAAUAUUAUUGCAAAGCUGAACAAAAAAGUUAAAGACCUAGAAGAAGAUUUGCAACAUUUAAAACAGGUCCUUGAUGGCAAAGAAGAAGUUGAGAAACAGCAUAGAGAAAGCAUUAAAAAACUAAAUUCUGUGGUGGAACGCCAAGAGAAGGAUCUUGGCCGACUGCAGGUAGACAUAGAUGAACUUGAAGAAAAGAACCGAAGUAUUCAGGCUGCUCUGGAUAGUGCAUACAAUGUAUUGGUUCCCCUCAUACAGGUUGGAGACCUUAGGCUGGCACUGCAACGUGCAGAACAAGCAGCUGCCAGAAAAGAGGAUUAUUUACGCCAUGAGAUCGGUGAACUCCAACAGAGACUCCAGGAAGCAGAGAAUCGAAACCAAGAGUUGAGUCAGAGUGUUUCAUCAACAACAAGACCAUUGCUUCGACAGAUAGAAAAUUUGCAAGCAACUCUGGGGUCCCAGACAUCAUCGUGGGAGAAGUUAGAGAAGAAUCUUUCUGAUAGACUUGGUGAAUCCCAGACUUUGUUGGCAGCAGCAGUUGAAAGAGAACGUGCAGCUACAGAAGAACUCCUUGCCAACAAAAUUCAGAUGUCCUCCAUGGAGUCACAGAAUUCACUCUUAAGACAGGAAAACAGUAGAUUUCAGGCCCAGUUAGAAUCAGAGAAAAAUAAGCUAAGAAAACUUGAGGAUGAAAAUAAUAGGUACCAGUUUGAAUUAGAAAACCUAAAAGAUGAAUACGUAAGAACGCUUGAAGAGACAAGGAAAGAAAAGACACUACUGAAUAGUCAGUUAGAAAUGGAGAAAAUGAAAGUUGAACAGGAAAGGAAGAAAGCCAUUUUCACCCAAGAAGCAAUAAAGGAAAAGGAACGGAAGCCAUUUUCUGUUUCUAGCACUCCCACCAUGUCACGUUCGAGUUCAAUAAGUGGAGUUGAUAUGGCAGGGUUACAAACAUCUUUUCUGUCUCAGGAUGAGCCUCAUGAUCACUCAUUUGGACCAAUGUCUGUAUCAGCAAAUGGAAACAAUCUUUAUGAUGCUGUGAGAAUGGGAGCAGGAUCCAGCAUUAUUGAAAAUCUACAGUCUCAGCUGAAGCUAAGGGAAGGAGAGAUUACUCAUUUACAGCUAGAAAUUGGCAACCUAGAAAAAACACGCGCAAUAAUGGCUGAAGAGCUAGUUAAAUUAACAAAUCAAAAUGAUGAACUGGAAGAGAAAGUAAAGGAGAUACCCAAACUUCGAACUCAGCUAAGAGAUUUGGAUCAAAGAUACAACACUAUUCUGCAGAUGUAUGGAGAAAAAGCAGAAGAGGCAGAAGAACUUCGAUUAGAUCUUGAAGAUGUAAAAAAUAUGUAUAAGACUCAAAUAGAUGAACUUUUAAGACAAAGGCUCAGUUAACUUCUAAAAAUUACAUUCCUAUCAAACUGAAUGUAAACAUUUAAUAUCUAAAUGUAGACUUCCAAUAAAUUCUUUUAUAGAAUUAGAAAGUGGAAUUUACUGUAGAGUUCAAAAACUGAAAAAAAAUUGUUUUAUAGUAUAUAGUAAUAUUUGCAGUUAAAUUAUUUUGUGCAAUAUUUGAACUUUAUUUUUGAAACUAUUCUUUAAAGAUUUAUUUUUUAAAGCAUCAGUGGUUUUUUUGUUUUUGUUUUUGUUUUGUUUUGUUCUGUCUUGAUAGC
This is a messenger RNA of Odobenus rosmarus divergens (Pacific walrus), 3653 nucleotides long. It is a transcript of the gene TMF1, whose product is annotated as TATA element modulatory factor 1. The transcript has 17 exons. Lineage: Eukaryota; Metazoa; Chordata; Mammalia; Carnivora; Odobenidae. The coding region runs from base 1 to 3375 and encodes 1124 amino acids. The record is from RefSeq and is a predicted model, not a curated record. Gene Ontology annotation, cellular component: endoplasmic reticulum; Golgi apparatus.